Molecule: messenger RNA, 856 nt
Organism: Rhizopus microsporus ATCC 52813
Lineage: Eukaryota; Fungi; Mucoromycota; Mucoromycetes; Mucorales; Rhizopodaceae
Product: concanavalin A-like lectin/glucanase
Exons: 6
Coding region: 7-783 (258 amino acids)
Biological process (GO): carbohydrate metabolic process
Molecular function (GO): hydrolase activity, hydrolyzing O-glycosyl compounds
Source: RefSeq, a predicted model, not a curated record
GUACCAAUGCAUUUACAAUACCAUUCAAUCAUUCUUGUAUUCUCUAUUCUCCUACAAGCUGUCUUUGUUGAUGCUGCUAGAAAGUGUACUGAUGUCAUGACAGAUUUUACCAAGGGACAUGAAGGUUGGACAGAGCUCAGUGGUUCCAAAGAGGGUUGGUCGUUCACAAGUCAAGGUCUUAAGAUGGAUCUGAUUCCACCUGAGGACCCUCAGCCCAGCAAGGAUAAGUCUGAAGGCGGAUUACCCUAUAACAAGAAUACAUCGCCUUCUUCUCCCAGCUUUCAAUAUAAGGAUUUGGUCCAAUAUGGCCGUAUUACUUUUGAAUUGAAGACUGCUAAGGCUGCUGGUGCCAUCACGGCUGCUAUCUUGAUGGCUCCCGGAAAGGAUGAAAUUGAUUUUGAAAUGCUAGGAGGUGAACCUGACAAAGUCCAGACCAACUACUUUUAUGGCAAGAAUAUUGUCUAUGGCGUGAACGGUGGCAACCAUGACGUUGAAGAUACAACCACAGGCUUUCACAAGUACACUAUUGAUUGGAAUGCUGAAAGAAUCAUAUACUUGUUUGACGGCAAAGUGAUUCGUACUGUAGAGCGAAAGAGCACGUGUAAGAGAGCCGUUUGUGAAUACCCGACUGAAGCAUCCCAUGUUCAAGUGGGUAUCUGGGAUGCUAGUAAACCUGCUAGUACAGCUGAAUGGGCCAAGGGCCCUAUUGAUUGGAAGAAGUAUAAGAGCAAACCCAUUUCUGCUAUUAUUAAAUCAGUCAAGAUCGAGUGUAACUCUAAAUAGAAUAGAAGGAGUUUUUUUUUUUAUGUAUUUGACCAAUAAAUAUAAUAAAUCAUUGAAUAAUCAAACAGUUUCU